Diprion similis is the source of this 6530-nucleotide messenger RNA. Its product is annotated as collagen alpha-5(IV) chain-like. Gene Ontology annotation, molecular function: extracellular matrix structural constituent. The coding region runs from base 504 to 6032 and encodes 1842 amino acids. Gene Ontology annotation, cellular component: collagen trimer; basement membrane. The record is from RefSeq and is a predicted model, not a curated record. The transcript has 27 exons. NCBI's taxonomy places the organism in Eukaryota, Metazoa, Arthropoda, Insecta, Hymenoptera, Diprionidae.
CGGUUCUCCUCGCAGCUGCACGACACUCCGGGGCCGUUCUGCGUUUGGGUCGAGAUCUGGCCGCUCUGGGUCUGCCUGGGUGCGAGACGGCCGAUAUAGAACACGAAACGGCGGCGGAGGCGUAAGAAUCGGCCGCGGGACCUCCGGAGGCUGUAGUCGAGGCCGGUACGUGGUGAUAGAGCCGGGAUCGCGGCGUUGGCGCAGAGCGCGAGAGCGGCGGGGCUAACGGGGUGUGUUCUCUUCUCUUCGGCGGAGGCGAGGAGGCGAGGAAGGCGAGGAAGGCGAGGAAGGCGAAUACCGAGACGAAGCAAAGCUGCGAUACAGCCGCAAGCUGCGAGGAGCCGCGAAGCCCUUUCGAACGAGGCAAGAUGCGGAUUGCGCCUCGCUAGUCUUGGACCGUUCUUUAGUUUCGAGUUUCGUUUCACCGUAAACCCGCUCUGACGCAUCCCGACAAGAGAAAAAAUACAAUACAUAACUACUGCAUCCGACGGCAGGGUUCAGCGAUGCCGCCGUCCCCGCUGUCCUCCGAUACCGUUGUCGUACCCUCCAGGUACGCAUCGACCCGGCUGACGAUCUUCGCCACAGCUUUUAUCCUCCUUAUUGCCAAUCACCUGACACCCACCGACGCCGUGGUCUGCCAAGACUCGGCUUCGCAAAAAUGCAACUGUAAGGGGAUUAAGGGAGACUUCGGCGUACCAGGAAUCCCAGGAUUCGAAGGGCCCGAGGGACCACAUGGGGACAUAGGACUGGAAGGGACGCCGGGUUCCAAGGGGGAGAAGGGAGCCGAGGGUGAAUACGGAAGCUCUGGUGAAAAGGGAAUCCGGGGUGACCCUGGAUUACAAGGAUUUAUUGGUACUUCUGGGUUCUCUGGUCGACCUGGUGCUCCAGGUGUGAGAGGACCGGAUGGUCUCGACGGAUGCAAUGGAACUGAUGGAGUAGCCGGAGCUCCCGGGAGGUCAGGUACAUGGGGUGCACCAGGUGCACCAGGUCCUAUCGGGGACCAAGGAUUUCCCGGAGAACCUGGUGAUGGUGGAAUUAAUUCAGUUGGAGUAAAAGGGAUACGAGGAAUUCCUGGGUACGACGGAAUUCAGGGACCUACAGGACCUCGAGGUUUUGCUGGAAGUUUAGGAGCCCCAGGAGACACCGGGAACGCUGGAUACAUCGGAGCGCCUGGACUUCCGGGACUUCAGGGUGAUCGUGGAGAAGACCGUUGGGGAGUUAAGGGAUCCCGGGGAGAAACGGGUGACACCGGUGACCAAGGUGAACCAGAAUAUCGACUGAUCAACCCCCCGCGCGUCAUAUUACAGCCAGGUCCUACCGGAGCGUCUGGAGGUAAAGGGGAUCGUGGAGAUCAUGGACCGACGGGAGUGCGUGGUUGGAAAGGACAAGCUGGCCGACCUGGAAUCGUGGGUCUAAAAGGAUUCAGAGGUGAUCUAGGUCCGAAAGGCGGGAGAGGAAAGCAAGGUUUCGUCGGCAAACCAGGACCGUCUGGUGAGAAAGGUUCAAAGGGCGCACCUGGAUUCGAGGGUAUACCCGGAACUGAUGGGUUCAAAGGUGAAAAAGGUGAAACUGGUAACGCUGGUGCUCCAGGAAAACAGGGUGCCGAAGGACCCCGUGGACUUUACAUCCCAGAUCUGGACGAAAUAAUUAAGGGAAGCGUUGGAAACCCAGGAGAAGUCGGUCUACCUGGUCGGCAGGGAGACUCGGGAAUACCAGGGUUGCCCGGAAAUGUUGGAUACAUCGGGUUGCCAGGUUCACCAGGUCCUCCUGGUCCGCCUGGUACUCCUGGACCCAAGGGUAAAUCUGUCAAAGGAGAACCGGGUGACAACGGAUUCCCGGGGAUAAGAGGACCUGCCGGACCGAUCGGUUUUCCUGGACCUCAAGGAAUUGAGGGAGCGAAGGGCUUUGCGGGUCAGACGAUCAUCGGUGAGCCUGGCCAGCCUGGAUUACCUGGCAGAGAUGGAUAUUGGGGAUUGGCCGGUGAACGUGGUCGCGAUGGUGCCCCAGGACCGAAGGGAUCUCCUGGAAUAGGUGUAGCUAUAAAAGGGCCUAAGGGAGAACGUGGACCACCAGGUCCGCCUGGUCCCCCAGGAGUAGAUGGUCGACCAGGCCUCACAGGAUUGCCGGGAACAAAAGGAUUGCGAGGAGAUGAUUGCGGCACCUGUAUACCAGGUUUGCCUGGUGCAAAGGGAGAAAAAGGAGAAGGGGGCUCAGACGCCUUACAAGGUCCACCGGGACCUUCUGGUUUACCCGGACCUCGAGGAUUCGAUGGUCCUGAGGGUCGUCCUGGUCCGAGAGGACCAAAAGGAAUGCGAGGUAUUCCUGGUCGUUCUGGGGUCGCAGGUACCCAGGGACCAAAGGGGGAAAACGGAAUAAUAAUUUGGCCGAUCGAAUCUCAAAGAGGAAGCCCAGCUGGCGACCCAGGAUUCAAAGGAUUCCGUGGCGAUGAAGGUCCUCCAGGGCCACGGGGCUAUUCCGGUAUGCCAGGUGAAGUGGGAGUGAGCGGACGUAAAGGAGAAAAGGGUGAACACGGUGACACAGGAACAACGGGGCGAAACGGUUUGAACGGUUGGGAUGGUUUACUGGGUGUCAAAGGUGACGAUGCACCAAUUCCGAAAGAAUAUCUGACAGGUGAUCCGGGAUUUUCCGGAGAGCCUGGAUUACCAGGAGAUGACGGAAACGUGGGAGCUCAAGGACCGCCGGGAUUGUCGGCUCCUGGUAAUCUCACAGCUGUACUCAGAGGAGAGCGCGGUCCGAAAGGAAUACUUGGCAAUGCAGGUCUAGACGGAUAUAAGGGCGUGCGUGGGCCAACUGGCGAUGAAGGGCCAGCUGGACCUCAGGGGAGUAGAGGGCCACCCGGUAUUUCAAAGGAAGGUCCUCGUGGAUACAAGGGAUAUCCUGGAAUGCCUGGUGAUUCGGGUUUCCGAGGGAUCCCUGGAAAACCAGGACGUCAAGGAUCGCCAGGUCCACCUGGCCCCAUCGCACAAAAAGGUGACCAUGGUGCACCUGGUUUAACGAUUUACUACGGCGAUGUAGGAGAAAUGGGACCGGCCGGACAGAAAGGAGAGUAUGGGGAUGCUGGUCUUGAUGGUUUUCCCGGAAGACCGGGAGAGCCAGGUAUCAAAGGUUUUAAGGGUCCGAAAGGUGCUCCCGGAUUCGCGGGUCCGUAUGGCCUUCAGGGACCCAAAGGUCAAACCGGCACCAGUAUUCAAGGAUAUCGCGGUGAACCUGGUGCUCCCGGCCGCCCUGGUAAUCGCGGGAUUUACGGCAUCAAAGGAGCCAGAGGACCUGCUGGUCAGCCUGGAUUUGACGGUAUGAAAGGUCUGAAAGGAGAGAUUGGAUUUACCGGAUUCCGAGGAGAGAGAGGCGAGUACGGUUCAAUGGGUUACACGGGUAUGGAUGGUCCUAGGGGACAACCUGGUCCACCCGGACAAAUUGGAGAUGAUGGACCGAUCGGUACACCUGGAAUGCCAGGUUUUGAGGGCCGACCAGGCAUGGUCGGCGUGGAUGGAGUAAAAGGGGAACGUGGAGACAUUGGAUCCCCAGGAUUAGACGGAUUACAAGGUCCCCCUGGACCUAAAGGUGACUUGGGAGAUUACGGUCUACCUGGGCGAGAUGGUUCACCCGGGGAAUCAUCUUUCAGCGGCCCUCAAGGCGACGUCGGAGAUCCUGCUGCGCCAAGCGAUAUUGGUAUUCCAGGGCUUCCGGGUAUGGAUGGGCGUCCAGGGCUGCCCGGUGAAGCUGGCCUAUCGUUGGAUGGUUUGGACGGUAUCGAAGGACUGCCGGGUGAUGACGGCUACAAUGGUUUGGACGGAAUAAACGGAAUCAAGGGUGAAAUGGGAGACAUGGGUCCUGACGGUCCAAAAGGGGAGCGAGGAGAUCAAGGUUUUCCAGGUGAACUAGGUUUGCCUGGCUACGAUGGAAUGCCAGGAUUGAAGGGGAAGAUAGGUCAGAUUGGACCGGUAGGACCACCCGGCCCAAAAGGAAAUCGUGGUAUAGAAGGAGAUCCGGGACAGAUGGGACGUCCAGGCAUGCCAGGAGAUCCGGGUCCCAGAGGUUUACAAGGAUAUCCCGGUCCGAGAGGACCGAAGGGUCAAACAGGAGAUCCAGGAAUCGUUUCGUCCUUCGAGGCUGAAAAAGGUGAUGACGGAGACACAGGAAUGAACGGUUUUGUUGGUCGUAAGGGUGAACGGGGGGAACAAGGUCGACCAGGUCGACCAGGGCAAAAGGGGCAACAAGGAAACGUUGGAUUAGAAGGAAUGAUAGGGUUUGACGGACUCAGAGGCAGGAAGGGAAUUCUGGGAGAUCAAGGACCACAAGGACAAACAGGCCCACCUGGACAAUUCGCCGAACCAGGUGAAAGAGGAACGCCAGGAAGCAAUGGCAAACCAGGAUACGACGCUCCCCCGGGACAGAAAGGAGCUCCUGGAGAAUUUGGUAUUGACGGAUUACGCGGUUUUGUCGGACCGCCAGGACCCGUCGUACAAGGAAUUAAGGGAGAAAGCGGCGACCAAGGAUUCGUUGGAUAUCCGGGUGCUCCGGGACUAAUCGGCAGACCAGGAUUGGUAGGCUUUCCGGGCGAAUUAGGACCAAAGGGAUACCGAGGAGAACCUGGGUUCUCUGCAUUCAGUCCCAAAGGACAACCUGGAGAUAUAGGUUUGCCUGGAUUGACCGGUCGCAGUGGGGCAAAGGGUGCUCGAGGUGAUUCGGGACUAUAUGGACGCGAUGGCGUGACAGGAAUUAAAGGAGAGAGAGGAGACAUCGGAGAUGUCGGAUUUGAUGGACGUCCAGGAGAACCAGGACCACCGGGUAGAAAAGGAGAUCGCGGGCUAUACUUGUUUGGUCAACGUGUUUGGCCUGGAGCUCAAGGUGAUGCCGGGGUUAGAGGAUUAACAGGUUUGCCUGGACGUCCAGGAAACUACGGAGAUCCAGGUCCAGACGGCAUACCAGGGCAGCGCGGAGAGCAAGGAGAAGCGGGUCUACCUGGUCUUGAGGGGCCUCGUGGUGCACCUGGUCCCGCUGGUAGCCCCGGACUUACUGGUCCAGAAGGAGCUGCCGGUUUCCCAGGACCACAGGGAGCAACUGGUGAUGCAGCUCCAUCACCUCCGGGUCCCAGAAGCAGAGGGUUCUACUUCACAAGACAUUCGCAGUCAGAGAUGAUUCCGGUAUGCCCAAAGAAUACAGUGAAAUUAUGGGACGGAUACUCCUUGCUCUACAUAGUAAGCAACGGGAAUCCACACGGUCAAGAUCUAGGCUCAGCUGGAAGCUGCCUGAGGAAGUUCUCGACCCAGCCGUACUUGUUCUGCAACUUAAACAACGUUUGCGAUUAUGCGAAUCGUAACGACUACAGUUACUGGCUAAGCACAUCUGAGGAAAUGCCAACUAUGAUGACGCCAAUCCAAGCUCCGGAAGUUGGAAGAUACAUAUCCAGGUGUUCAGUUUGCGAAGCACCGACUAGGAUGAUUGCAGUUCACAGUCAGUCGAUGUCAAUACCAACCUGUCCAACCGGAUGGGAUGAGCUAUGGAUCGGUUACAGUUUCGUCAUGCACACCGAUGCUGGAGCACUUGGCAGUGGUCAGUCAUUGGUAUCACCUGGAUCGUGUCUUGAAGAACACCGUGCUCGACCGUUUGUAGAGUGUCAAAGUAUCGGCAGGUGUAACUAUUACACAACAGCAUACUCAUACUGGCUCGCCACGAUUGAGGAGCGUGACAUGUUCAGGAAACCACGACCAGAGACCCUCAAGUCUGACGUGACGUCCCGUAUAAGCAGAUGUGCAGUUUGCUUGCGGCAGCAUACUAACGAUGAAGCAAGGGCAAGUAGAUUCAGAUCGAACGUGGUUCCGCCGCCACCAAACUUCAGAAGAUACGGAGAUUCAAUUCAACCUCGGCCACUAUACCAGCCCAAUCCCUCAGAAAGACCAAGAGAAUCCAGGGUACGCGCCAAUCCUCGGAGACGUUUGCCUUACGGAUAUCGCAGGAGAGGAAGAGUCAAUCGGCGUCGUCCAGUAGCUAAUGCAUAUAACAGAGCUUAAAUCGAGUGAUUUUUAAGUGAAAAUAACCAAAAAUAAGAAAAGUUAAAAACUGCAUGAUGUAUGUAUAAUAUGAAACAAAGUUGUAAGAAGCAAAUUACGAUACAAUACAAGCUUUGUGUAUAAUGUAUAAAAUAUAAUAUCUGAAUUCUUUUUUCCCGUCAUAAACUUAAUUUAUAAUAUUUGAAUUUAAACGAUUUAUGGCCCUACACUCGUAACCGAUCAUUUGUUUUUACAUAAAAUAUACUAUUAUUAUACGUGUAUGUAUACUUACGCAUAUGUCGUACUAGUAGAAAAUGCGACGAUAUUGUGCCAUAAGUAAUAUUGUUGAUCAAACUAUACCUGUAAUAAUAACGACUGCCAAAUACCUUGUUAGAGUGCCUGCGAAUUAUAAAUAACUAAAUUAAUAUACAUUAUUAUAUUAUAAUUUUGUUAAUGUAACUUCAAAGAUACAAUAAAGAUAUUUUAUAUCAUAGUUAUAAUAAAGGAUUUGAAAUUUCA